This is a messenger RNA of Opisthocomus hoazin, 2696 nucleotides long. The record is from RefSeq and is a predicted model, not a curated record. NCBI's taxonomy places the organism in Eukaryota, Metazoa, Chordata, Aves, Opisthocomiformes, Opisthocomidae.
AUGGCUGGCAGUGGGUCCAAAUCAGGACCAUCCAGUGGAUUUUCCAUGAAAUCACAGCUUCAAAUCACUGUUAUUUCGGCAAAACUAAAAGAAAAAAAUAAAUGGUUUGGACCUAGCCCUUAUGUGGAAGUCUCAGUAGACGGACAGUCAAAGAAGACAGAAAAAUGCAACAAUACAAAUAGUCCAAAGUGGAAACAGCAUCUUACAGUAAUUGUCACUCCUGUAAGUAAAUUAAACUUUCGAGUCUGGAGCCAUCAGACGUUAAAAUCUGAUGUCCUUCUGGGAAGUGCUGCUCUGGAUAUUCAUGAGACUUUGAAAUCAAACAGUAUGAAACUUGAGCAGGUAGUGGUGACAUUGCAUCUUGUUGGUGACAGAGAACCAGCAGAAGUGGUGGGAGAUUUGUCUGUCUGCCUAGAUGGGAUGCAGGUAGAUCCUGAGCUCGUAACCAACGGUGAUGCCUCCAGUACAAGAAGUCCUACACAAAAUGAUAGCUCCAGAGUAAGGAAUGAUACACGGACUAACUCAAAUGGCCUUGAAAGCUCUGAAGAUGCUGCUCCCAGUGAAACCAAGACUGUUAAUGGCAGUGACUCUCCAUUACUCACAAAUGGAAACUGCAAACCUACUAGACCUCCCAGGCCUUCGAGACCACCUCCGCCCACUCCCCGCAGACCCGUUUCAGUAGCUGCAAGUGUAAAUGGUCCUUCAUCCACAUCCACAGAAAAUGAUGGGGCCAGUGCGGGAUCACCGGCAGGGACAGCUGCAAAUACAUCUGCAGAACAGAGCCCCGAGGGGGCAACAGCUCCAGCAACAGCCCCGACAACAGCUCCUGCAACUGCUGCACUCACCACACCGCCAGUAUCAAGACAAGUCCAGCCAGUAAAUCCUCCACCUCAGGCACUUACCACAGUCAGUCAAGGUCCUCUUCCACCUGGUUGGGAGCAAAGAGUAGACCAACAUGGUCGAGUAUACUAUGUAGAUCAUGUUGAAAAAAGAACGACGUGGGAUCGGCCAGAGCCCCUUCCUCCGAGCUGGGAGCGCCGAGUUGACAACAUGGGGAGAAUUUAUUAUGUUGACCACUUCACGAGAACAACAACGUGGCAAAGACCAACACUGGAGUCUGUCCGAAAUUACGAGCAGUGGCAGCUUCAGCGCAGUCAGCUCCAAGGAGCCAUGCAGCAGUUUAAUCAGAGAUUUAUAUACGGGAACCAGGACUUCUCAUCCACACAGAACAAAGAGUUUGAUCCUCUUGGCCCUCUGCCGCAUGGAUGGGAAAAGAGAACUGACAGCAAUGGCAGAGUGUAUUUUGUCAAUCACAACACACGAAUCACUCAAUGGGAAGAUCCCCGGAGUCAGGGACAACUAAAUGAGAAACCCUUACCCGAGGGCUGGGAAAUGCGAUUUACUGUGGAUGGUAUUCCAUAUUUUGUGGAUCACAACAGAAGAACCACCACAUACAUAGAUCCUCGCACGGGAAAGUCUGCUCUAGACAAUGGACCGCAGAUAGCUUAUGUGCGUGAUUUCAAGGCAAAGGUCCAUUAUUUCAGAUUCUGGUGUCAGCAACUGGCAAUGCCACAACACAUAAAGAUUACAGUGAGCAGAAAAACAUUAUUCGAGGACUCAUUUCAACAGAUAAUGAGCUUCAGCCCUCAGGAUCUACGGAGACGUUUAUGGGUUAUUUUCCCUGGUGAAGAAGGCUUAGAUUAUGGAGGUGUUGCAAGGGAAUGGUUCUUUCUAUUGUCACAUGAAGUUUUGAACCCAAUGUAUUGCCUGUUUGAAUAUGCAGGGAAAGAUAACUACUGCUUACAGAUAAACCCAGCCUCUUACAUUAAUCCAGACCAUCUGAAAUACUUCCGAUUUAUUGGAAGAUUCAUUGCCAUGGCUUUGUUCCAUGGGAAAUUCAUUGACACUGGUUUCUCCCUGCCGUUCUAUAAACGUAUCCUAAACAAGCCCGUAGGACUCAAGGAUUUAGAGUCUGUUGACCCAGAGUUUUACAACUCUCUCAUCUGGGUAAAAGAGAAUGACAUUGAAGAAUGUGGCUUGGAAAUCAUUUUCUCAGUUGAUAAAGAAAUUCUAGGUGAAAUCAAAAGCCAUGAUUUGAAGCCAAAUGGUAGCAACAUUCUGGUCACAGAAGAAAACAAAGAAGAAUACAUUAGGCUAGUAGCAGAAUGGAGACUUUCCCGAGGCGUGGAGGAGCAGACGCAGGCUUUCUUUGAAGGCUUCAAUGAAAUUCUGCCACAACAGUAUUUGCAGUAUUUUGAUGCGAAGGAACUGGAGGUGCUUCUGUGUGGAAUGCAAGAGAUUGAUCUGAACGACUGGCAGAGGCAUACCAUCUACCGGCACUACACCAGGACCAGCAGGCAGAUUGUGUGGUUCUGGCAGUUUGUGAAAGAAAUAGAUAAUGAGAAGAGAAUGAGACUCUUGCAGUUUGUUACUGGAACGUGCAGGUUGCCAGUGGGAGGAUUUGCUGACCUCAUGGGGAGCAACGGACCCCAGAAAUUUUGUAUUGAAAAAGUUGGAAAGGAAAACUGGUUACCUAGAAGUCAUACCUGUUUCAAUCGCUUAGACCUUCCACCCUAUAAGAAUUAUGAGCAGUUGAAGGAAAAGCUGUUGUUCGCAAUUGAAGAAACAGAAGGAUUUGGGCAAGAAUAGCUAAAAUUUGCACCUUGAAGAAUGUGAACUCAACACGAUGUAUGGUC